Molecule: messenger RNA, 2000 nt
Organism: Jaminaea rosea
Lineage: Eukaryota; Fungi; Basidiomycota; Exobasidiomycetes; Microstromatales
Exons: 4
Coding region: 175-1596 (473 amino acids)
Biological process (GO): positive regulation of translational fidelity; formation of translation preinitiation complex
Cellular component (GO): eukaryotic translation initiation factor 2 complex; cytosol
Molecular function (GO): GTPase activity; GTP binding; translation initiation factor activity
Source: RefSeq, a predicted model, not a curated record
CGAAGAAGGACAGACGACGACGACGACGACGACGAAGUUGCCUUUGACCAUUGCUCAUCCGUUCGUACGACAUCUUCUCUCAAACCACCUUCGCUGCCAGCAACCCAUCCUCCUCAUUACGCUUCUUGCCCUCACUGAAUUGAAUACUGGCGCGCAUAUAGCCAAUCCGUGGACAUGGCUGCAGCGACCGAGGCCAAUGGUCAGAGCGACAUCGUCGGCUCAUCCGGGAUCGUCGAGGGGAUCAAGGCAGUCUCCAUCGACACUUCCAAGCUCACACCUCUGAGCCCUGAGGUCAUCAGCAGGCAGGCAACGAUUAAUAUUGGCACCAUCGGUCACGUAGCUCACGGCAAGUCAACCGUCGUCAAAGCAAUCUCAGGCGUGCAGACUGUUCGUUUCAAGAAUGAACUCGUCCGAAACAUCACCAUCAAGCUUGGUUACGCUAAUGCAAAGAUCUACAAAUGCGACAACGACAGCUGUCCGAGACCGGGAUGCUACAAGUCGUUCCCUUCGAGCAAAGAGGAUCACCCGAAGUGCGAAAGGCCAGGCUGCAGUGGCACGAUGAAGCUGCUGCGUCACGUCUCCUUUGUCGACUGCCCAGGACACGACAUUCUCAUGGCUACCAUGCUUAACGGUGCUGCCGUCAUGGACGCAGCCUUGCUUCUCAUCGCCGGCAACGAAUCGUGCCCUCAACCUCAGACGUCAGAACAUCUCGCAGCAGUCGAGAUCAUGAAGCUCGAGCACAUCAUCAUUCUCCAGAACAAGGUCGACCUCAUCCGAAAGGAGCAGGCGGAGGAACAUUGGGGCAGUAUCACUCGCUUUGUCAAGGGCACCGUAGCAGACAAGGCGCCCAUUGUUCCCAUCUCUGCGCAGCUCAAGUACAACAUCGACGCCGUCAACGAGUAUCUCGUAAAGAAUGUCCCCGUACCGCCGCGAGACUUCACCGCCUCGCCGAGGAUGAUCGUCAUUCGAUCCUUUGACGUUAAUAAGCCUGGUGCAGAGAUUCAAGAUCUCAAGGGUGGUGUGGCUGGAGGGUCCAUCCUCUCUGGCGUCCUCAAGCUUGGCAUGGAAGUUGAGAUUCGACCGGGUAUCGUCACAAAGGACAACGAAGGCAAGAUCCACUGCCGCCCCAUCUUCUCCCGCAUCGCCACCCUAUACACAGAGCAGAACGACUUGCAGUUUGCCGUCCCUGGUGGACUCAUUGGCGUGGGCACAAAGGUCGACCCGACCCUCUGUCGAGCGGACAGGCUCGUCGGUCAGGUCUUGGGUGCCGUCGGUCAGCUGCCCAAGAUCUACACAGAGCUCGAGAUCAACUACUUCUUGUUGCGCAGGCUACUGGGUGUCAAGAGUGAUGGUGGCAAGCAGACAAAGGUUCAGAAGCUGGCGAAGAAUGAGGUCCUCAUGGUCAACAUUGGCUCGACUUCAACGGGAGGGCGUGUCAUCUCAGUCAAGGCAGACUUGGCAAAGAUCUACCUCACCUCGCCUGCAUGCACAGAGGUCGGCGAGAAGAUCGCUCUUAGCAGGAGAAUUGACAAGCAUUGGCGUCUCGUCGGGUGGGGCACCGUCAGGGCGGGGACCACCAUCGACGCAGAGAAGUGAGACGAGCUUAGUUGCCGCCGCUGCUUUAAAGCCUGUGUGUAUGCAGCUUCAGCGCUGACUAGCACGGCGGGGGAGCGUCUCUUAUCGCUGGUCUGUUGAAUGCACGAUCGAGGUCACACUGGGCUGGAUACGAAGCUGAGAAGACAAGCAGUGAUAAAUGAAAAGCAAGCGACUGAUCCUCUGAGGCGACAGUGAGAAAGAAUCUGACAACGUCCCAUGCCAGCUCAAUAGGCCACUGAGCGUUCCACCGUCACCUGGAUCUCCUUCUCGUCAUCAUGGCCUGACCAAGCAUACGACCCAAGGUGAGGCAGCUGCGCCGAUGCCGGAGGGGUCGAAAAAGCCUUUGUGUGGAGCUCGUAGCCCCUCUCGCUGUCAACCGGGCUGAGAUGGGUAUUGGAGAGAUC